AAAAUAUCUUACAAUAUGAAAAUAAUUAUUUUAUUGUCGUUAAAAAAUUUCUGCAAAUAGCAGAUUUUUAUAGUAUUGGCAUCAGCUCAUCCUCAGUCGGUAUUUACAAGUGUUCUGAAUUAGCUCUUGAUUAUGAUGUUAUUCCAUUGGAGAAUAUUAAAGCUAAAUGUUUUAAAAUGCCUUAUUGGACCUGUGUCUCUAGUAAUGAAGUGUGUGAUAAGGUAGUAGAACACGAAUUUAUCGUUGCAGUUAUGCAAUAAUAAUAAAGAAAACAAUUAAUUUUAUUACUAUAGGUGUACAGGGUGUACUAAAAGUCUGGAAACGGUCGAAUAUUUCGUAAACUAUGUAUUUUAGAAAAAAAUGUUGCAGACGAAAGAUGUUUGGUUCUAAGAGCAUUUAAUUAUAGUGUUUUGAAAAUCUCUCGAGAUAAGCUACAAGAAUAUUCAAUGAAAACUAGGGAGCUCCAUUUAAAAAUCAAAGUUGAGCUCCAUAUAACCUUGGCACAUUCAUUCAAGGUCAAUCCAAUAACACCAUCUUGUGUCCCUCUUCGAACCAAACAACUUUCGUCUGAAACAUUUCUUUCUAAAAUGCAUAGUUUAUGAAAUAUUCGGCCGUUUCCAGACUUUUGGUACAUGCUGUAUACUAUAAAUGCUGUAUAAUAUAUUUAUGUAAAUAUUUGCUAUCGAAAGUGAUUGUAAACAUCUUUUACGUAAAAAUAUUGUCAUGUCACAUCUUCAUAUUGAUUAGCUUGAAGUAUUUGAAGGUAACUGUAGUGUAACUGUAAAAUUUAUACUUAUUUUUACAUUGUAUCUACUGUUGUAAUGUAAUAUGUACAUUGCGAACAAAUGUUUCAUAGGGUAAAGAGAAAGAAAAAUACUAUACUUUAGACCUGUAUGAAAAUAUACAAUGUAGGAAUAUUUUAAAGUUAUAAAAGUGUCAUACUUGCUAGUUAAUGUUAAUCUUCACAAUAUAUAGUAACACGUUCAGAUUAUUCCUGUUUAUUUUCAGAUCCACAAACCGUCCGAAAAGACCAUCAAAAAAACCACGUCGAUUCGAAACCACUUCGAGCGAAGAUAACGUGAAGACUAAAAAACCUAAGCAUAUUGAUGAAGAAAAAGUAAAGAAGAAAAUGUCAAGUACUUUGCAGGAGAUCCGCAGUACUAUCGAAAAUCUGCCAUGUAAUUCAAAUUCCAAUAAGGACUCAAAUUGUACAGUUACAAAGGCGUGCAUUAGACAUGAUCAGACCAACCGAAAUGUAUUUGCUCCAUACACACUGACCGAAAAUGCAUAUAAUCAAAAACUUCAUCGUUUACCAUACCAUCCAAUACCUCUUACUGGAGGGAAUGUAUGUAAUAUUGGACAACACACAACAGAAAAUUUGGCAGAAAAUAUGCAGCGACAAACUGUUGACUUCCAUUCAUUUAAUGCGAAUAAUCCUACAAAUAUGCCACCACAACAACCCAGUAUUAAUGAUGAAAACAGUCUUCAUCGUGUAUCAACUCAUGAACAAAACAUGAAUAUAAUGAAGAAUGACAACAUACGACAUAAAAGAGUAUCGGAAAAUGUAAUACUACCAUCUAUUCAGCCAGAUAAUAUUCUACCUCUGGAGAAUGAAAUACAGCUGCUACACAAUUUACAACCGUGUUACCAGCAACCUGUUACAAAUUCAAAUCCACCAGUGGAAGAAUCGCAUUGCAUACAAGAAUUGGGAAAUACGGGGCCAAUUGCUCCACUUCAAAUUACACCAUCACAUGAAAUACGAUUGGAAAAUUCAUCACUACCAAGAGAAAGAAAUGAAAUAAAGCAAGUUCUUGAAGUACUUGGCGACUUACAACGUAAAAUACAGUAAGUCUUAUAUUUUUGUGUAUUUUCUUUUUUUUAUGUAUCACAGUUCUCUUGAAAGUUUCGAAAUUGAUUGUUGCCUCUUCCGCGAUACUGAUUGGUUUUUUCGCUGUGCUUACUUCAGGAGUGGCUGUCAUUGCAUAUUUUAAUAGCUGUAUGUAUCGAGGGGUUAAUAGUAUAAUAUUGUUUCAAAAGCUAAAUAGUACGCUUGUCUAUGAUAUCUAAUCUAUUAUAUUUUUCAUUCUUACUGUUUUGAAUAAAUGUAUACUUGUUUGAGAAAAUUAGUCCAUGGAUAAAUAUGAAAUAUUAAACAUUAAAACACAACAAAUCCCAAGGAGCGCCAAUGCGCAUAUAACGUGCGUUUAAUGCGCAUUUUACUGCAUUGGCUUCUAAACUGCAUUAAUUGUGUGUUCAAAAUGCGCGUAUUCAAAUGCGUAAUUAAUG
Vollenhovia emeryi is the source of this 2286-nucleotide messenger RNA. RefSeq lists its product as uncharacterized. The transcript has 2 exons. The record is from RefSeq and is a predicted model, not a curated record. Bases 953 to 1849 code for a protein of 298 amino acids. NCBI's taxonomy places the organism in Eukaryota, Metazoa, Arthropoda, Insecta, Hymenoptera, Formicidae.